Sebastes umbrosus (honeycomb rockfish) is the source of this 1539-nucleotide messenger RNA. RefSeq names its product olfactory receptor 52E4-like. Gene Ontology annotation, cellular component: membrane. Lineage: Eukaryota; Metazoa; Chordata; Actinopteri; Perciformes; Sebastidae. The transcript has 2 exons. Gene Ontology annotation, biological process: G protein-coupled receptor signaling pathway. The record is from RefSeq and is a predicted model, not a curated record. Gene Ontology annotation, molecular function: G protein-coupled receptor activity; olfactory receptor activity. The coding region runs from base 287 to 1234 and encodes 315 amino acids.
UAUCAGCAAUACUGUAUUGACUUUUUGCGUUUCGUUUUCAACUGAAGGCUAACUGCUAAUGUUAGCUAACGUUUGUUUAAAUUUGAAUCGGAUAUAUCAGCAUUACCGUAUCGACUUUUGGCGUCAGGUUUCCGACUGAGACCAAAAUCAAAGUCUCCAGUUUUAUAUUAACGUUACACCUGUUGAGGAAUCGCUGAGGAAAAAGUGUCUGGCGGCUGCAUCCAUCAAGAGGAGCUAACGCUGAUCCAACGUCUGCCCUGAACGAGGAGGUUUCUAAGGAGAGAGGAUGGAGAACGUCUCCUCGCACAAACACUUCGUCCUCGAUGGCUUCAGUGAACUGGGAGCGCUGAGGCCCGUCCUCUUCCUCCCGUUCUCCAUCAUGUUCGUGGUGUCGCUGUCGGCCAACUCCCUGCUGCUGUACGUCGUCGUCUCACAGAGGAGCCUCCACUCUCCGAUGUGCGUCCUCAUCGCCGGCAUGGCGUGCGUGGACCUGAGCCUCCCGUUGUUCUGCGUUCCCCACAUGCUGCUGAGCUUCCUGUUGGACUGGAGGGGGAUCUCUCUGAGCGGCUGCCUGACUCAGAUGUACUUCAUUCAUUUCGUAGCGGCUUUUCAGUCCACGCUGCUGGUGUGGAUGGCGCUGGACCGCUACUUCGCCAUCUGCACGCCUCUCUACUACCACGAACGCAUGUCUUUACCGAGCUUCCUCAAGUUCAUCGUCCCGCUCGUGGUCAGAAACUUCCUCCUGAUCACGCUGUUUGUGGGUCUUGCAGGAUCUUUGUCCUUCUGCAACACUAACGUGAUGAACCACUGUUUCUGUGAGCACAUGGCGUUGGUGCAGCUGGCCUGUGGAAGCACCGCCGUCAACAACGUGGUCGGGUUACUGACCAUAUUCCUCAACCCGGUGGCCGACUUCAUCUUCAUCGCCGCCUCCUACGUGGUCAUAUUCAGCUCUGUGCUGAGUUCCGGCAAGUCGGGCGUCAAAGCGCUCCACACCUGCGUCACCCACAUCGUGGUCAUCACCGUCAGCCUGACCAUCGCGCUCGUCGCUUUCCUUUCGUAUCGGAUCAGAAACGGACUUCCCGCCGCGGUCCGGGUUUUCAUCAGCACCCUGUACCUGCUGUUCCCGAGUUGUUUCAACCCGAUCGUCUACGGCAUCAGAACCGCCGAGAUCCGACAGCACAUCCUGAAGACACUGACGGGCGGUCGCUUUGUCCGGACUGAGCCCCGUUCUUAAAAAACGAUUAAAGAACUCCGAUAUAAACUGUCUCCAUUGUAUGGAAGCUCAUUUCUAUGGUGUGUCAGAGGUGUUCCUUUUAGGGAUGCACCAAUACCCGGGUUCGAUACUGUGCUCAUGUACUCGUACUUGCAAAACGGCAACGAUAACACUUUACAGCAAUGUGACGUUAGCCUCUUGUCAGCAUCUUUCAGGUCCUAUUGCACGCGCUCACGCUUCACCUCCCCGACGGGGCUGGCGAGACGGGCUGAUGGUGCAGCCGACCCCGCGGGGCCGGGAUCCCACCUCAGCCGGCGCGCACCGAC